AUGUCAUCAACACCUCCUAUUCCGAUCCCGAGUGUUGCUGCUGGUAGGAGUAUUGCAUUUGACACUAAUCUUCCAAAUAGUUAUCAUGGAGAUACAGCAACCUCUAAGCAACACAACGGCAACCAUCAUCAGAGAUCAUCAUCAACAGACUCGACCAAUCCAACUUCUACCACUACAACUACUUCAGCAACUACUUCAGCAACUACUUCUUCAAAUACAACUAUAUCAACUACAACGACUACAACAAAAGAUAAAGAAAAACAAGAGAUUGAAAAUUUAAUUAAACUUUAUAGUAAUGGCAAUCAAAAGAUUGAAUCAUGGACAGCCAUAUCACAUCUAUUCAAACAUUUAAUGACUCCAGGUAUAGUUGAUUUCCUUUGUAAUAAAUUAUAUACACUUGAAGAUCAAGAUAUUGAUUUCUUUAUAACUCAACUUUGGUAUUGUAUCAAGAAACUUUUAAUCAAAUCAAAUCUAUUUUUAAUCUCUAAUACUUUUUUUUUCUUUUACAUUUUUAGUGUAAUGUUAACAAAUGAACCAAAUGAUCAAAAGACAAUAUUAUCAUCAUUGGCUAAAUUUGUAAUGGAUCGAUGUGCCAAAUCGAUGAGAUUUGCCAUCAAAUCAUAUUGGAUCUUUCAAGCAUUUGAAGAAGACGGUCAUCGAAAUAUAGUAAACAUCGAGACCAACGCACAAUACCAUCAACAACAACAACAACAACACGCGCAAUACCAACAACAUCAAAGACAACAAAUUACCUCAUCAUCUCCAUCAACCAGUCCAAACGCUACAUCUAAUAAUAACGGACAUUCAAACCAUUUACGUAGAGUAUUAAGUGAUGAUCAUUUAGAACGUGAUCAUCAACUCAAUAAUAAUCAAAAUAAUCAAAAUAAUAAUAAUACAACCGAAUCAACUGUAAAUAAUAAUAAUAAUAAUCAAAAUAAUAAUAAUAGUAAUAUUGUAACAAGUAGUAGUUUUCCAUCAACCAAGAUAUUUAUAAAUGGUGAAAUGUUUUCACCAAUGAUGGAUCCAAACAAUAAUAAUAAUAAUAAUAAUAAUCAUACUUCUACCAUUACAUCAUUUAUACGUACACCAUCAACAUUUGAAUUAAUUGAAGCAAAAAAGGAAUUGGCAACUAGAUUAAGAGAGUAUUGUGAAAUGUCUGUGAUUACAUGUUCACGUCCAUUGAUUACUCGACCUAGAACAUCGUCUCUACCAUCACCUCAUAUACUCGGUUACUCACUUCCCAAUCUUCCUCCACCUACAACUACAUCCCCUGCUCCUUCCCCACCUCCUCCAGCUCCACCUAUUUCUCUACCAUCACCACUACUAGUAGAACAAACAACUCUAACAACCAUUACAUUGGAAGAAAAAGAACAACACACGGAACAAAUGGAACAACCAGAAAUUUUAAUAUCAACAAGUAAUGUAUGUCAAUCCAUUUCAGUUAACCUCUCACAACAAGAGACUGCCAUACAAACUAGCAAAACACCACCAAUCGAAUCGAGUCAACCAGAUUAUGACUUUGAAUUUGAAAUAUCAAAAAGUUAUCGAUGUGAUUAUCUCAAUUCGAUACUUUCCUUUGUUCAAACACUAGGCAACAUUAGUAAAAAGUUGAUUAGUGUACCGAUCGAUCUCCGCCAAGCCAAACUCAAAGAUGAAAUAUCAAUACUAAACAUAAAGUUGCCAUUGGGAUUGUACUUGCCACUGGGUCAAGAGUCAAGGCAUCAUUGCAUCGUUAGAAUACCACCCGAGGAAGUUAAGAUUUUAAAUAGUCGAGAACGUGUCCCCUUUUUAUUGGUACUCGAAAUGAUCGAGGGCGAUGAAGAGGCAUCGGCUGCAAAUAUUCUAAACAUUGUAUCUUCUUAUCUACCAUUUACAGUCAACAAUAGUUCAAUUGUAAAUAGUAAUAAUAGAAAUCAUUUAAAAUUGGAUUUAAUUAAAAAACAUAUUAGAAAUAAUAGUAAUCAAUUAAAUUUAAAUCAAGAUAGAGAUAAAGAAAAGGAAAAGGAGAAAUCACCAACUAAAAUAACUGAAUCAACUACAACUCCAACUGCUACUACGCCAACAACUACUACAGCUACAACUACACCAACUUCUUCUGCUUCUUCUUCUUCUACUUCAUCAUCUACAUCAUAUUCACAUUUUAAUUAUCCAUUUGGUGAAUUAUGGCAAGAUAAAAUGGAGAGGUAUAGAAAGAUAUCACCAUAUGGAGAUUUCCCAAGUUGGAAGAUGGUAUCGGUGAUUAUAAAGACUGGUGAUGAUUGUAGACAGGAACAAAUGGCGGUACAGUUAAUACGAAAGUUUCAAGAGAUUUGGGUAGAGGCCAAACUGCCACUGUAUUUACGCCCGUACGAUAUAUUGGUGACAUCUUCGCAAUCGGGGAUCAUUGAGACUAUUCCCGACACGGUAUCACUACACAACCUAAAAAAGAAUACACCCAACUAUACGACACUACUCGCUUAUUUCAAGUCUCAAUAUGGCGAGCCCCAAACCGAGGCGUUUCGCGCCGCACAAGCCAAGUUUGUAGAGUCACUCGCCGCCUACUCAAUCGUCACCUAUCUACUACAAGUCAAAGACCGACACAAUGGAAACAUCCUACUUGACAAGGAAGGCCAUAUCAUUCAUAUAGACUUUGGUUUCAUUUUGUCCAAUAGUCCUGGCAACAUGUCAUUUGAAAGUGCUCCGUUCAAACUCAUACAAGAUUGGGUUGAUGUGAUUGGUGGAUCGGCUCAAUCCCCCAUGUUCCUUUAUUUCCAGGCAUUGUGUGUACGUGGGUUCCUAGAGGCACGUAAACACUUUGACAAGUUUGUUUCAUUUAUCGAUUUGAUGAUGACCGGUCCACGGAUGUCCUGUUUUCAAGGUGGACGAGACGUUAUCAUCGACCAACUCAAACAACGGUUCUUCCUCGACAUGACCGAACGCGAGUGUGGAAAUCAUGUCGAACAACUCAUCUCUUAUAGUCUUGAUCAUCGUGCCACUCGUUAUUAUGAUUAUUAUCAAUAUUAUUAUAAUAAUAUUUAUGCUUAA
Messenger RNA from Cavenderia fasciculata, 3024 nucleotides. RefSeq names its product phosphatidylinositol 4-kinase (gene pikD). Gene Ontology annotation, cellular component: membrane; cytoplasm. The record is from RefSeq and is a predicted model, not a curated record. Gene Ontology annotation, molecular function: 1-phosphatidylinositol 4-kinase activity. The transcript has a single exon. Bases 1 to 3024 code for a protein of 1007 amino acids. Gene Ontology annotation, biological process: phosphatidylinositol phosphate biosynthetic process; phosphatidylinositol-mediated signaling. NCBI's taxonomy places the organism in Eukaryota, Evosea, Eumycetozoa, Acytosteliales, Cavenderiaceae.